AUGGCUGGUCCCAAAUCGACUUCGCCUGUCCCUGAGGCCUCCCCCAGCCUCGCCGGCCCUUCCUCUCCCGCUCCCUUUUCGUUGCCAAAGGCUGCGAGCGCAGCCUUCACGGCCGCCGUGACCGGAAAUCUUGCCAGCACCACCAAGAGCAACGCACCGCUGGAUCCUGCCUCGAUUGCCACUCUGGCGACGGGCAUUGUUGCCCCAAAGCCAGCCGUUACGACGGUCAGCGUGUCCGCGCGCUCCACCUACUUCGCCGUCAGGUAUUCCAUCGCCGGUGCCGCCUCGGGCCCCAUCGAUGUCGAGAUUUCUCACCAGACCCAGGCCGCCGACGCCCAGGACGUGUUGAAAUACUACCUCGCCAUGUUCGACGGCGACGUCGCCGUCUUCACCAAAAAGACGGCCAAGCCCCUCGGCCAAGUGUCUCUCCAGACCGACGGCAGCGUCUUCUGGGUCCGCGACUGCCUCUUUGUCAAGGUCAAUGCGACCGACCAUUAUGUGCCAAAGCCAUCGGGAACACCGCUUCCGCCGAUAAACGAGCCUGCCAAGCCGGCCUCGCCGCCCAAGCCACCAGUCACCCCGGGAACCCCAGGCACGAAGCCUGCGGGAUCGACGCCAGCGCCGCCGGCCCCAGCACCCAACCCGAUACUGGACAACAUCCUGCUCCCGCUCGCAGCCGCCAUCGACGCCCACCUGGCCAAGUUCGCGGUAGCGCCCGCGGCGCAGCUCAAGCCUAACACGGCGGUCAAGGCGGCGGCGUACAAGGGCCCGCGCGGCAAGGAGUUCACCGUCGCGCUGGCCGACCCCAACGGCGCCCACUCUUUCAAGCCCGUCGAGCCCGUCGUCACGUCGACCAGCAACGCCGCCGCCCGCAUAGUCGUGCCCGCUACCAACGGCUCCUCCGCUGGCGCGUACACGUUCCUCGCCCGCAAGGUCGGCAAGGGCACCGUCAAGCUCAUUGUGGCGAGGAGCGAUACCCUGGCUGUCGGCGCGGCUGAGGUGAGUAUUGAGAUUGUAUAG
Molecule: messenger RNA, 1020 nt
Organism: Lasiosphaeria miniovina
Lineage: Eukaryota; Fungi; Ascomycota; Sordariomycetes; Sordariales; Lasiosphaeriaceae
Exons: 2
Coding region: 1-1020 (339 amino acids)
Source: RefSeq, a predicted model, not a curated record